CUUGCAUCGUCAUCAGACUGAUCAUCCCCCAGCCCGCCAUUUAUGCUCAUUCUCUGCUCUUUCUUUUCCAACCAUUUCUUUCUUUUUUUAAAAAAAGAACUGCAGCAAACCAACAGACAGACCUCCACCUCCCCUAAAACCCAAUUCAAUCAUUUCAUCCACAACCCAAGAAAAAGAAAAAAAAAAAAACCCUUUCCCCCUUUUCCUGGUACCAUUUAAAAAAACUUCCCAACAAGAUAAUAAAAAGGAAGCAGAGCAGAGGAGCAUAUCAUAUCUUUAAUAUUGAAGAAGAAUGGUUAGUGGUUCGUUAUUAGGAGAGAGGCUGAGCUCCUUGCUUAACAACCGAUGGCUAGUAUUCGUGGCUGCAAUGUGGAUUCAAUCCUGUGCUGGGAUUGGGUACCUUUUCGGCAGCAUAUCCCCAACUAUAAAGACCUCUCUCAAUUAUAAUCAGAAGCAGAUUGCCAGGCUUGGGGUGGCUAAGGACCUGGGUGACAGUGUUGGAUUCUUGGCUGGCAGUUUAUGUGAGAUUUUGCCUCUUUGGGCUGCCCUUCUCGUUGGUGCUUUCCAGAAUUUGGUUGGUUAUGGCUGGGUUUGGCUCAUCAUCACCGGUCAACUCCCUCCCCUCCCAUUGUGGGCGAUGUGUGUACUGAUAUUCAUUGGAACAAAUGGUGAGACAUACUUCAACACAGCAGCAUUAGUCUCAUGCGUGCAAAACUUCCCCAAGAGUCGUGGUCCGGUAGUUGGGAUACUAAAAGGGUUUGCCGGUUUAGGUGGUGCUAUAUUGACUCAAAUUUACGCUGUUAUCCAUAGCCCAGACCAUGCUUCGCUCAUAUUUAUGGUUGCAGUUGGACCAGCAAUGGUGAUUAUUGCUCUUAUGUUUAUUGUCAGGCCGGUUGGAGGUCACAAACAAAUUCGCUCCUCCGAUGGGUUUUGCUUCUCUGUCAUUUACAGCAUCUGUCUCAUCUUAGCUGCUUACUUGAUGGGCGUCAUGCUCGUUGAAGAUCUCAUCGAAGUUAGCCAUGAUGUUAUCAUAAUUUUCACCUUAGUUUUGUUCAUUCUCCUGAUCAUUCCCAUUGUUAUCCCAAUUGUAUUGUCUUUUGGUGAAGAUCCUCCUCGAGUGCAAGUCGAAGAACCACUUUUGCAAGCUGAGCCACAAAAACAAGAAGCAGGAAACUCUGAACAUGAUCAUCAGAAUGAGAUAAUAUUUAGUGAAGUGGAAGAUGAAAAACCAAGUGAAGUGGAUAUGCUUCCUGCUUUGGAAAGGAAAAAGAGGAUAGCCCAGCUGCAAGCUAAAUUAGCCCAAGCAGCUGCAGAAGGAGCCGUAAGGAUUAAGAGGAGGAGGGGGCCUCAUAGAGGGGAGGAUUUCACACUUGGUCAGGCUUUGAUAAAGGCUGAUUUUUGGCUCAUCUUUUUCUCUCUAUUACUAGGUUCUGGUUCUGGCUUAACUGUGAUUGAUAAUUUGGGUCAGAUGAGCCAGUCCUUAGGGUACGAUAAUACGCAUGUCUUUGUUUCCAUGAUUAGCAUCUGGAACUUCUUGGGUCGUAUUGGUGGUGGAUACUUUUCUGAAAUGAUAGUCAGGUAAAAAGACUAAUCCUUUUAAUCUCUUCCAUUUUGCCUUGUCUUUUCCCAGCCCGGCACUGUUUCUUACAAUGUUCACAUUGGUGUUAAAUGAAUCAGGGACUAUGCAUAUCCAAGACCGGUGGCAAUGGCUAUUGCGCAAAUCAUAAUGGCAAUUGGACAUUUUAUCUUUGCUAUGGGUUGGAGUGGCGAUAUGUACAUAGGGACCCUUUUGGUUGGACUUGGUUACGGAGCUCACUGGGCAAUAGUGCCAGCUGCGGCGUCAGAGCUUUUCGGCCUAAAAAAAUUUGGAGCCCUGUAUAAUUUUCUUACCCUAGCCAACCCGGCUGGGUCGUUGGUAUUCUCGGGCCUCAUUGCCAGCAGCAUAUACGACAGAGAGGCGGAGAAGCAAGCGCAAGAACGGCAUCCAGGACUACAGUUUGGACCGCGAUCCUUGUUAUCCAACAUGCUGUUGUUGGAUGAGCCUCUGAAGUGUGAAGGCUCGAUUUGCUUCUUCCUGACAUCAUUGAUAAUGUCAGGGCUAUGCAUAGUUGCUGUCAUAUUGAGCAUGAUUCUUGUAUAUCGGACUAAGGUUGUGUAUGCACAACUGUACGGGAAAUCGCGGGCAUGAGUUAGAGGUUUAUCCCAGCGAAUCAUUCAAAUAUUGUAAGAAACACAAGUGGUUGUACAUGAUUUUUGAUGGAGAAAGGAGAGGUUGGUUGGCUGCAUGUUGGAUAAUGGAGGUGCAGUCCUUUUUUUUUUUUUUUUUUUCCCUGGGGAAAUUGGAGGUGCAGUUUUGAGUGUGCAAAUUCUAAGUUGUAGUAUGAGAUAGUAUAUAUUGUAUGUAAACUGAAUCUAUUUAGUCAUUCGUUCCGCCCAUUUGUUUUCCACUGUGAUUUUUGGGGAAAAAAUGUACUCCUUAGCUCUUUUUCCCUCAAUCAUAGAAGGAGAAGGGGAAAAGAUAAGGAAAGAGAGAAAGAAAAGAAAAGAAAAAGUAGUAGGUGUGAAGUUUAUAAAUACAGUAAUUAUUUUUUU
Molecule: messenger RNA, 2592 nt
Organism: Oldenlandia corymbosa var. corymbosa
Lineage: Eukaryota; Viridiplantae; Streptophyta; Magnoliopsida; Gentianales; Rubiaceae
Source: the annotation of a GenBank genome assembly